Molecule: messenger RNA, 1475 nt
Organism: Drosophila kikkawai
Lineage: Eukaryota; Metazoa; Arthropoda; Insecta; Diptera; Drosophilidae
Source: RefSeq, a predicted model, not a curated record
AACAGCGUUAUAAAAUCGGUUGUGCAGAGCAAAUGCCCAGCCACAAGACAGUUUCACCUGGAGCACCCACCUACCUACUGAUUAUGAUCAAGCCGGCAAAAAUACGGACGUCCAGCCUCUGCGGCUAUACGGUGGCCCUGUUACUCGUUUGGCUAGCGGUUGUCAUUCAGUUGCAGCUGGUCAGUGCUGAUCCUAGCAAUGCAAGUACCACCACGGCAUCGCCGUCUACAGUGGCCACCACCCGUUUGCCGGCCACCCGACGCGUCAAUCCUCUCACGGAGUCGAAGCUGGAGAAGAAUUGCAAGGCCCUCUGCGAGCACUGCGGCUGCUUGGGCUUCUACUGUGGCGAGGAGUGCCUGUGCGAAUGCAAUGACGAGAACUCGGACACGGAGUGCAUCCGCACCAUGCAGACGAAUGCCAAGACCCUAAACAUGCCCUUCGAGAUCGUCAUCCAGGGACCGAGCAGCAAUCGCUUCGUGCGCAAUGCCCAGCAGUUCGAGCAGAAGAGGGAGCUGGUGGCCAGGAGUGCCUCUCCAUCCGGUAAAGCCCCUCGGAACCGUCGCUCCAACAUCACCAUCUAUAAGCCUGCCAGCCAGAAAGUUUCCGGGCAAUUUGCGGGCAAUGCUUUGGAGACGGUAUCCAAGGUUUCAGAGGUGGAUCUGACCAGGCGCCACAAGCGGUCCGUCGAUCAUCUGGAGUGGUUCAAUGACUUUGCCGGCUCCCUGGUGCGUCCCUCACCGCUAGGCACUCGUGCGCAAAAGUCCAAGCCGUCGGGUUUCAAGCGUCAGGCUGUUCAGGAGGAGCCUGCUCCGCUGUUGAGCCGUGAACCGUGGUUCCUGGAGCACAGCGCUCCACGUCUGACCCGCCCAGCUCCCUUGAACAAGGCUCAGGCUUUCCGAAAGACCAAGAAGAGCCCCUCCUCUCGCAGGUUCCCCAAAAAUAAGGCAGCCGACAAGGAAAAGUUGCGUCGGGAGCCGGAGCGUGAGAUUCGGCCGCUGCGCGAUGCUCUGCAAGUGGUUGAGCGCAUUCCACGAGUCCUGCAGGAAACAGUGAGCCAUCUGUCGUCCGAUCCCCGCAGUGGCGACGUGUUCAGCCUGAAUAUAAGGAACGAGGCUCUGCCCCAAGCCAAGAACCGCGAGGAAGAUGAGGAGGAGGAGCAGGAUCAGGAACACCGCCGGCCAAGUGCCAAGUUCCGUGAUGUGCGGCGUAAUGAGAUCGUUCCGGAGGCCGUAACCCUGGCUGCUCCAAUGACUCCAGCCCCAGCUAUCCUUCCUGCCCAGCGGGUUGGUCUGCUGCCCUGGCUGCGUCAGCGGCGGCUGAUGCGUCUGCAGCAGGCGAGGGCCAAUUUUUAGAGGAGUACCUGCUGUCUUAAUCAAUCCCUUUAUACGAUAACUAUUUUUACAUUCAUUUUUGUUGUAUAUUUAUAAGAAAUUUUGCAAUUUUACCUAUUAAAUUUUAAUGUUUCAUACCCUGCA